Molecule: messenger RNA, 5781 nt
Organism: Hermetia illucens (black soldier fly)
Lineage: Eukaryota; Metazoa; Arthropoda; Insecta; Diptera; Stratiomyidae
Exons: 9
Coding region: 2109-4907 (932 amino acids)
Molecular function (GO): 3',5'-cyclic-AMP phosphodiesterase activity
Source: RefSeq, a predicted model, not a curated record
GGAGCAUGGUGUGCUGGUUAAGCUCUCAACAUCUCCGCCGCCAACGUCGUAAUGAUAUGGAGCCGUGCAGCUCCCGAGCUUAAUGUACAGACCGUGCUCCCGUCAGUGUUGGGGGCCACGCUCAGUUUUGACUCGACCAGGCUAAGAGUUGCGAGCUCUGAAAAAACGACGACGACGACGAGCCCAAAGAUCGAAAGAAUUUUCUUCCCUGUCUGCUUGGAGUAUUUUCUUUUUGAGAAAAAAUCUGAAAGUCUGAAAGUAAUUAUACAAUUUUCCAGCAAGAGUUACCCGGGUUGGAAAAGUUCGUCUGUGUCCCGUGCGAGCGGCUUCCAUUGUCGGAUUUUGUGUUUUCGUCUCAGCUUUUCUUGGUGUCCAGGCGUUCGCCGGGGUGUCUGGAGCUUCGUGGAGCGCGUUCAUAGUCCGGGAAAUCAAUCGAAUCGGAGAAGUCCUUAUCUAUUGCAUCUUCCUGGCUGUCCUGCAAUCGCUCGCGGAGCUAUCGGUCUGCUCGUCGGGACAGCCCUGUCACGGAGUCCUUGUCCAAGCGACGAUAACUCAAUUUCAAGAAAGAAUAGCUCCAUUGAGAGAUGCUAUCUGAAUUGUGCAUUCGCGUAGAGUGACGUAGCGCGCAAGUGCCCCCCUCCCCUGCAGGUGGUCCGCCGGUAAAUGCACAUGCAGCUGGAAGCGCGGGGGUGGUCGUUCCUAGCACCUGCCGCAGCCGGUCCCGUCGCUCCUGGACGGGGUUAUCGUGAUCGCAGCCCCUAGAAGGUCUGGCAGGCUCCUUGGACUACGUACGGUUCAACGAGGCUCCCCAGUUAGUAGUGCGUCCUGGUUGCAACUGAUAGUGUGCGGUGCGGGCAGUGUACCGAGCCAAGUGCAAAAGUGCGCCCAGUGUGAGCAGCCCUCGAGUUGAUUGCAACUUCCAAGUUUCCAAUUGGUGCUACGUAUAAUUUUAAGGAAUACAAUUGAAACAAAAAUUCAACAGAUAUAAAUUUCAAAUACAUUUCUGUGAGUGCUCAAAGUCUGUAAACAAAAUGUUAAGCGCCGAAAUUUCGAUUUAAGGAAUAGAAAAGAUGUAAAGAAUUAAGCCAUUUUAAAAAUGAUAUCAGUGUACGUUAGAUGUGUAUCGUAAGUAACAGGAAUAUGUACAUGGAUAAAUAGAGGAAUUGUAGUGGUUUUAGUCUUCAUCGAUUGCCCUAAUACCAAUUGAACUCUUUGUAAAAAGAUAGAAUCGAAUUGUUUUGUUUCUAAUCCUUACAACGGCAACGUCUUCGAUAUAAUUUAAUCUAUUUCGUAGAAAGUAAUAUGAAUAGAUACCAUAGAAUUUGAAUGUUAGAUAUUAAGAAAUAAGAAAAUUACUAAAAUGUGUUUUAAUGAGAAUUAUAACUAUCAUUGUAAACAAAAACAACCGAGAUAAAUUGUUUACAUUGCGGAGCUCAAUUUCUCGUCCCUUCCUGCAAAUCAUCCUAAAAGUACGGCUCUUUUGGGAGGUUCGAUUUUUGGAAAUUAGUGAAAUAUUAGUAAAAUAAGCAUUUAUUCGUGAAUAAUCUGUGUAAAAGUUAAAAAAGGACGUAAAGCAGUUUGAAAUUUAGUGCAAAACCAAUAUUCGGAUUUAUCUAAACUAAGGCUCGAAUUGAUAAGCGACUAACUAACUAAAAAAAGCCGUCACAGUGGCCGCGUCGAAAGGAAAACGUGACACUCAACAAUAUGAAGAAUCCGCGACUGAUUCGGGUUGUGGUGCUGUUACCGCCAAGGAAACGGUAGUGGCUGUUAGUGGUGAUACAGUGAUAAGUUGCUCGACCGGUGGUGGUGGUGUUGUGGAAGCUUCCGAUCCGGACGGAAGUAGUGUUACGCGAAAAUGUUGUAUCGGUGGCGGUGGUAGUGACGAUGCUGGUGGUGGGGGUGGGAUAGUCAGUGGCCGUGGGAAUGGGAAUAAGGGCGGUCCGGGAAGCGGGCGCUAUCGUGGCGGCGGCUAUAGCCUGUGCCAUCGGUUGACUACCCACUCAAGCACCACCAGCGAUAUUCAACAAUCGACUAGUGCAACGGCGGAAACGAUUGCCACUAGUUCCGGUUUGAUCGUUAGUUCGCGUCAAGGAUCGGUAGAUGGUGCGAUGCAAAGAUGCGGUUUGUGCUCUCUAUUGUCGCGCCUGUUGCGUCGGGCAAUGUGUGUUGGUUCGAGACGUGGAAGCGGAGAGUCGUACUAUCAGGAGUUGGCUGAAACAGCUGGAUCACCACCAUCACCCAAAAGCACAUCAUUCAAACAUGCUCCAGAUGUAGCUACUAUGGAAACCACGGAUAGCUCUAUCUACAUACGCUUAAUUCGUAAGUGCUAUUUCUUCUUUUCCAACGACAAACUUUCCGCCUCGAAUCAACAGGAACAACAGCGACGUCAAUCGCAGGCUGAGAGAGAGAAUUGCCUUAGGCGUCGUGUUUCCGAUACAGACCAGGAUCGUCCAUUACUUGAGGCUCUACUAUAUGAUGAAAAGAUAGAUGAUACAAGCACAAGACGUCGGCACGUGUGUAACGGUCGAUUUUUAACAAUGCACAAAAGACGUCGCAAGAAGUUAACAACACGGAGUCUUGCUCAGGACUCGGCUAUCCUUGAUGAUGUCCUCCAUGGUCAAGUUCAGUGUAUAUUAAAUCAAGUUGGUAAUUGGCGAUUUAAUGCGUUCACAUUGGAAACCGUUACUGGAGGACGCUCACUGCCUGUUCUAUGUGUUCAUUUGUUCCAUUGGUACGGCCUUUUGGACCAUUUUAAUUUAGAUGUAGUUAGAUUAUGGAAAUUAUUUACCCUAAUCGAGGAGGGAUACCAUAGCACAAAUCCGUAUCAUAAUUCAAUACAUGCGACUGAUGUAACACAAGCAAUGCACUGUUAUCUACAGGAACGUAGAAUUCUUGAGAAUUUAACACCCGUAGAAAUAAUGGCAUCGCUUAUUGGUGCUGUAACACAUGACCUCGAUCAUCCUGGGGUAAAUCAACCCUUUCUCAUCGCUACUUCGAAUCAUUUAGCUGCUCUCUAUGAGAAUACAUCAGUUUUAGAAAAUCAUCAUUGGCGCUCGGCUGUUGGUUGUCUAUUAGAAAGUGGCGUAGCUGAGCAAAUACAGGAUAUACGACCGGAACUUGAAAAACAAAUUGCUUCCUUGAUAUUGGCAACUGAUAUCACAAGACAAAAUGAAUUUUUGACCAAAUUUCGCGAUUAUAUCGAACAGGACUCACUGGAUAUGACUAAGGCUGAAAAUCGACAUUUCAUUCUACAAAUAGCACUUAAAUGUGCUGACAUUUCAAAUCCAUGCCGGCCAUGGGACAUCAGCAAAAAAUGGAGUCAGAAGGUAUGUGAAGAGUUCUUCCGACAAGGUGACUACGAAAGGCAACUGAACCUGCCAGUGACCUCUCUCUGCGAUCGGUACUCAAUGUCAGUACCGAAGAUUCAAGUCGGUUUCUUUAAAUAUGUAGUCACGCCAUUGUUCGUCGAAUGGCAUAGGUUCUUAAACACCGAUCUUUCCACCAGAAUGAUGAAACACCUUAAGGAUAACCAAGACCAAUGGGAAAGUAAGGUAGCGGCCGAACUGGCUGAAGAAACGAAAACAGAAAUCUCAGAUGCAGAACUUUUGGAAGAGGACUUUGAUGAUGAAGACAUCGAAGUUAAUGCGGAUAUUUCAGACAGUUCCGAGGUACUACUUCCGGAGGUGAAACUUCCCCGGAGAAGCUCUCUUCAAGUCCCCACAUUUGGUGCAACCCGCUUCGAUCGCAGGCAUUCCGUGCCGGUUAACCCACCGAGAAUUAUCUUACCGCCACGGGACAACGUCUCACGAUCAGCGAUUCGCGAGGAUAUCGAAUCAAAAUUGGAUGAUAGUUUCUCCCUCCUCUCAUCAGAUAGUGAUAGUGGUCCAAGAAAAUCGUCCACAGGCAGCGUGCCAGAUCGGGAACGUCCUCUCAGUGCUGAGACUUUGGUCCCUGAAUUGAAUAUUGCAACCAUGAGCAAUAGCGAAUGUGCAGACCGUCUCAAUUUAGUUAUGCAUGGAGCUGGACUUUCAAGUGCUAAUAUGUUGGCUGCCAAUAGCGCUUCCAAACAUUUGAUUCGUCAACAAACCUUCCCACCGCUUCAACCGUACAUGCGUACCCGCUACAUGUCCGCAACGGCCGAAAUGUCCAGUUGUUCUGAAGCAUUAGAAAAGCAUUCAAGCUCUUCCGAUUCACCGCCAGAUAAUGAUCGUGAACGUGGUAUUCUCACUGCUUGUGGCAGUAAAAAGGAUAAAAAGGAGGGUGGUUGUAGUGGUAAACGCGAACAAGACAAUCUACAAUGUGUAGCGGAGAAAUCUUGCAAAAUGGUCAAAUUAUCGAUACCUGAACAAAAGGAGAAUAUGGAUCCGACAAUGCUCAAAAAAGGAUUGGCACGGAGGCGAGGUUCAGCGCCGGUUGCUGUCGCCUCACCACCAAAGACCACUGCAGAAGAAUCUGUUUCAUUGCUGAUUCGUACCUGUGAUACAUUUAUGCGCCGCGGUUCGAUGCCGGCUGAGGUUAUUUAUAAGCCAUCAAACGACAAGCAAUUAGAGACUUUUUUAUUAACAACCCAAAAUCUAACUCCAUUUCAACGUCGUGGAUCCGUUCCAUGUGAUAAUAAGUCUUCGAAUCGUUCUAACAAUAACAAUUGUAACGGAAAGACACGUAAUCGUAAGAAAUUGUUAAGACGUCGUUCUUCUGGCGGUGCUGAAAUUUUAACUCCCAUACUCGCCGAGGCUGAAUUGGCUGCCGGCAGUAGUAGUGGCGGUACUAGCGGAUCGUCUGCAUGGUAUCGUUUUAAGCGUACUGAUCGAUCAAAGUCUGAUAUUGAAUCUUUAUUAUCGCGACGCAGAGGUUCACUUCCUGUUGAAGUGCUAGCCGUAUGCCAUACAGGUACAUUGCGCCAUUAAAAAGCGAUUGUUAUUUAUUGUUUUGUGUGCGCAAUUAAAUCGACUGCAUCUUUAUUAGAUAAACUACGUUCAAAUUUUGUGUGUUUAAUUGAUAUAAUGCAAAUAAAUUAUAUUGAAAAAAAAACAAAACAAUUUAGAAUGUAAUUUAACAAUGUUGAAGAAAAAAACCAACCAAGCUGAAAUGGAAUGUAAUUAAAGAAAAGAAACAAAAUUAAUUAAUAUUAGGUGUUAAAAAAAAAAUAUGAGAAAAACAUUGAACUGAAUAACUUAUUUUAACUGUAAUAAUGAUAAUGGUAAUGAACAACAAUUUAAUAUAAUUUAAAUGAAGCAAAUUUUCAUACAUGACUUUUGGGCUGGUCUCAAAAGUGAUUUAGCAAUCAAAAAACAAAUCCAUAAAACAAGAAAAAAAUGGUAAACCAUCAAUCAUAAAUAUUAAGAAUCAAAUAAUAAAUAAAUUAUUGUAUAAUGUAGAAGAAAAAAAACGGAAGCAAGCGAAACGCAAAGCAAACAAUUUCAAAAGAACUUGGCGAAUUCUUUAAGUUUCUUAUUCUGUUUUUUGAUUAAAUAAGCUAGUGUGACCUGAAACGGCUAAUGCAACAGAGGAUGGCAGGAACGAAUAAUGACAGCGGCGAUAGUACGAGGAACCAAAGCAUCACAAUUUUCAACGUCAGCUGCGCUUCCCUGCAACAGUGGAGCAACAAUGCAUCCAGAUAUAUAGUAACAUGCAUACGAGUAUAUGGAUAAAUAUAUUUGAGCAACAAACAUGUCAACAUCCGAUCAUCAAUCAUCAAAUAAAUCUUCAUCUUCAUUAAAUUCAACUGUUUGUAAGAGAUAAAAUUGUUUGGAAAAAAAAAAUAAAACAAUUAAUUAAAAA